GCCCCCCCUUUUUUUGGUUUGGAUUGAAGUUCACACAGGUGUUCUUUUUUUUUUCUUUCUUUCUGCGUGUUGUUUGUUGUUAGUUCCUUCUGUAUUCUACACGGAGAGCCACCGCAGGUUGUGUAGCUGACAGGUGGCGUUGACACUCUAGCAUCCACCUCGGAAGGGACAUACAUCGUUUCUUUCACGGCUUUCAUAUUUCUCUGGUGAAAGUGUGGUGGAAUCGGCUAAGUAUCUCGAAUCAAACACGGGAAAAAAGAAACAUAUACAUAAAUAAAUAAAUAAAUAAAUAAAUAAAUAAAUAUAUAUAUAUAUAUAUGUAUAUAUAUAUCUCAAUACGUAUAAGUCAGCAAAGAUGGCAGAUAUUAUCACCUUCUCUGAUGGUAAGCUGGCGGUGCCCUCGCACCCCACCAUCCCGUACAUCGAAGGCGAUGGCAUCGGAAAGGAGAUCACCGCGGCUGCGCGCCGCAUCUUCGACGCCGCUGUGGUCAAGGCGUACGGCGAUGCACGUAAGGUGUCGUGGAUGGAGGUGCUUGCGGGUCAGAAAGCAUUCGACGCCAAAGGCACGUGGCUUCCAGACGAGACGAUCGAGUCCUUCGGAAAGUACCGCGUUGGGCUGAAGGGCCCUCUCACGACUCCUGUCGGCGAGGGCAUUCGCUCCCUCAACGUGGUGCUGCGUCGCCGUCUGGACCUCUUUGUGUGCGUGCGUCCCGUCCGCUGGUUCACCGGUGUCGGCUCGCCGAUGAAGCACCCGGAGUGGGUGGACAUGGUGGUCUUCCGUGAGAACACCGAGGAUAUUUACUCUGGCAUUGAGUGGGCGCAGGGCUCCCCUGAGGCACAGAAGUUCACGCAGUUCCUGGUGAAGGAGAUGGGCGUGAAGGAGGUGCGCUUCCCCGCUACGAGCGCCUACGGCGUGAAGCCCGUUUCGGUGGAGGGCAGCGAACGUCUGGUGCGGGCGGCGAUUCAAUUCGCCGUGGACCAUCACCUCCCGUCCGUCACUCUAGUGCACAAAGGCAACAUCAUGAAGUUCACGGAGGGCGGCUUCAAGAAGUGGGGCUACGCGCUGGCCGAGCGCGAGUUCGCCGAUGCGGUCUUCACGGCGACGCAAUACGACGCGCUGAAGGAGAAGAGCGGCAAGGAGGCGGCCGACGCGGCCAUGCGUGCGGCAACGGACAGCGGCAAGGUGAUUAUAAAGGACUGCAUCUGUGAUGCCUUUUUGCAGAACACUGUUCUGCGUCCGCUGGACUACAGCGUGAUUGCCACCAUGAACCUGAACGGCGAUUACAUUUCGGAUCAGCUGGCGGCACUGGUCGGCGGCAUUGGAAUAUCCCCGGGAGGGAACAUCAACUACACGACAGGCCACGCCAUCUUUGAGGCGACGCACGGCACGGCGCCGGAUAUCGCGGGGCAAGGAACGGCGAACCCAUCGUCUCUUAUUCUGUCGGGUGCGAUGAUGUUUGACUACAUGGGCUGGUCGGAGGUGUUCGCGCACAUUAUUAACGCGAUGGAGAUGGUCUUCCAGUCAAACAUGGCGACUGGCGAUCUCACCCGUCAGAUGCAAGGCGCUAAGACGCUUUCCACGGAGGAAUUUGCGGAUGCUAUCAUCAAGAAGAUCAACGGCGAUGGAGCUUGA
Messenger RNA from Leptomonas pyrrhocoris, 1633 nucleotides. Its product is annotated as putative isocitrate dehydrogenase. The transcript has a single exon. NCBI's taxonomy places the organism in Eukaryota, Euglenozoa, Kinetoplastea, Trypanosomatida, Trypanosomatidae. The coding region runs from base 356 to 1633 and encodes 425 amino acids. The record is from RefSeq and is a predicted model, not a curated record. Gene Ontology annotation, biological process: tricarboxylic acid cycle. Gene Ontology annotation, molecular function: isocitrate dehydrogenase (NADP+) activity; magnesium ion binding; NAD binding.